UCAGCACAAGACUAAUCUAUGAAACACGCUUCACGUGCUAUCCUUGGCGCGGAACCACAAGCACAUUUAGGUGUGGUGGCGAUACAUCCGAAAACAACAACUGUAUCGAGAGGGGCCUAAGGAAGGUUCUAGUGACAACAAUAGCGCCACUCGUCAAGGUCAAAAUACCCCCAUACCCCAUCGUAAAACCUAAAACAGCCGAAACUUCCAGUAUCAGAGAUAAGAUUGCUCAAAGACCAAGUACACCUCCACCUACUAGGAAGCCCUUAAAGCACUUUGUGCUUUCCUACGAAAGUGGCACCGAAGCUAGUGAAACGGUCUCAGUGAUCAGAGGUAAAAAGAAAAUAAUAACAACCUUAUCUUCACCAUCAUAUAAAAGUGAUGACGAGUCCACCAAAAAAACCAGAAUCGAAACCUCUUUUAUAUAUGAACCUGAAUUAGAAAGGGAACCGAAAGUUAUAUUACCCAGAAAAAAAACAAUUUUACACAGCAGCUCAACACAUGAGCCAACACAUAAAACCAAAUCAAGCAUACACUUUUACAUAAACCAACACGAGGAAACAUUUGAGUCAGAAGCACGUGCUGCGUCAGUAACAUCAGACGAAGAGACCAGAGGCCCAAACUCUCUGGUCUCUUUAAUCAAACAGCGUCACGUCUCUCGAAGAGAGAGACACCUGUUUGACAUAUGCCAAAGAAAAACAAUGGAAAACAGAACAUACACAAACAACACCAGACUUGAUAUACACAACAACUUAAAAUGCAACCGGGGUUCUCACUCAAGCGACACUAGUUCAGCAUAUAGCGGAAGCGAUACAAUGACUUCCUUGCAUAGUUCAGCCCUUGAUGGAGAUGAGGUUGACCUCAGUGGUUUGGUUGAAUCAAUUGUUGAUUCAGACGAGGAUGACUUGGUGGAAUCUAUGGAGAGUCUGAAUGUGCGUGAUGCUGUUCGUGAAUGCCUUGAGAAGGACCCAUCUGAACGCACCGAUGAAGACAUCGAAACAUUACUUGAAUUUACCCAAGGCCUGAAAGCCUUCACAAAUAUAACUCUAGCUGUCAGGCGAGCACUAUGUUCGGUUAUGGUAUUUGCAGUUGUGGACAAGGCUGGCACAAUUGUUAUGAGCGAUGGCGAGGAGUUGGAUUCGUGGAGUGUUUUAAUAAAUGGACAUGUGGAGAUCGACCAUGGCAAUGGCGAAAAAGAAGAACUUCAAAUGGGUGAUAGUUUUGGUAUUUUACCUACAAUGGACAAGCUUUACCAUCGCGGCAUAAUGAAAACUAAAUGCAAUGAUUGUCAAUUUGUUUGCAUAACCCAAACUGAUUAUUAUCGAAUUCAACAUCAAGGCGAAGAGAAUACUAAGCGCCAUGAAGAAGAUGGUAAAGUUGUAAUGGUAACGGAAAUGCGUCAAAUUGGCCCGGACACAAAUGUUGGUAGUGCUGCUUUGAAAAGAGGUCACGUUGUGAUACGUGGGACAAUCGAGCGACUGCUUUUGCAGUUGGUCGAAGAAAAUUCUAUGACAGAUCCAACUUAUGUUGAAGAUUUCUUGCUAACGCAUCGGACAUUCAUACGAAAUCCACAGGAAGUUGCAGGGAAACUGUUGUCCUGGUUCGAAAAUGAAGAAGCGGGUACAACAGCUUCGCCGCAAGAGAUACGUGAUAGAGUGACAAGGGUGGUAUUGCUUUGGGUGAAUAAUCAUUUUACAGAUUUCGAAACCGAUACAGAGAUGAUGGAAUUUUUGGAAACCUUCGAGAGUGGACUUGAGCAAAAGAAUUUGUUAAGCCAACUGAGAUUACUGCAUAUAGCGUGUGCGGCAAAGGCUAGAACUCGAACUGUUACACUUGCUCGAUCGUCUAGAGAUGAAAAUUUGAACUUUAGUUUUGUGGGUGGCUACGAACGCGGCGGAUAUGGCAUUUUCAUAUCAAAAGUUGAAAAGAAUUCAAAACCCGAUGAUGUUGGGCUUAAAAGGGGCGACCAAAUUUUGGAAGUGAAUGGACAAAGUUUUGAGCACGUGACCAAUGCACGUGCAAUGGAAAUUAUAAUGGGAUCCACACAUCUAAGUAUAACUGUAAAAAGCAAUUUGUUGUCCUUUAAGGAAAUGAUACAGUCACCUGAGAGCAAUUCACCGAGACCACGCUCGAAUCCACGUCGAAUUUGUGCAAUUGAUAUAGCAAAACUGCAGGGAAAUGCAGAUGCCCGCCCAACAAUUACACGUCUUUCAUCAGCAGACAUAUUAAGUCAUGAUCAAGUUGAUUGUUGUGCAUCAUCACCAUACCGUGAAAGGGAAUCGAGCACGAGUGGUGGUGGUUCGCUUGUAGGUGGAAUAGCCGGAACAGCUAGUCAUUUUGUAGCAGGUCUGCUGGGCAAUUCGAACAGUAGCAAAAAAGACAGUUCCACGAUAUCAGUGGCUUCGUCCAACAAUUCCACGUCGUCUUCUUCAUCAUCAAUGAGUGCUAGCACUGGGCACCAAAAAGGUGGUUUUAUGACACUUGGACCGAAACGUCGUUUGCAAAAAGCCUUAAUCAAAAUGAAUCUACUGCCAAAGCACACGGUAAAUUCAACGUCGAUAGAUGCAGGUGAUGUAGCCUUACUUCAUACAGAUGGGAUCGCUGGAAACCACCAAGAAGAUGGCCGAACCAAUUCUCUCACCAAUAAUGUUCAAUCUAACUAUAACACUGGUGGAAAUAUGUCGGGGAUGUAUCAUUCACGUAGUAAUCCCGACCUAACAUCAACAAUUUAUUACGAAGAUACUCGUCAAAUGGAAUACCCUGAGCAUGUUCUCAAAGUCUACAAAUCCGAUCAAACAUGCAAGUAUCUUUUGAUAAAUAAAGAAACAACCGCUCAUGAAGUUGUAAUGUUAGCUCUUCAAGAGUUCGGCAUUCACGAAACCAGUUCUAAUUUUUCACUUUGCGAAGUCUCGGUGGGUGAAGGUGGUAUGAUCAAGCAAAGACGACUACCGGAACAAUUGCAAAACCUUGCUGAACGAAUUGGUCUUUCAUCUCGGUAUUAUCUUAAAACAAAUGGUAUAACCGAAACCCUUGUGCCGGACGAGCUAGCAUUAGAUUUAGUUCGCGAGUCAACUGUACACUUUCUACAGUUGAAUGCAAACGAGGUAGCAAUACAAUUAACGUUCCAAGACUUUGCAAUAUUCCGCCAAAUUGAAAGUACAGAAUAUGUGGAUGAUUUAUUUGAGCUCAAGUCCAAGUAUGGUGUGCCAAUGCUGAAACAAUUCGCUGAGCUUGUCAAUCGUGAGAUGUUUUGGGUUGUAACUGAAGUUUGUAGCGAACAUAAUAUCGUGCGACGCAUGAAAAUUGUAAAACAAUUUAUAAAAAUUGCUCGACAUUGUAAGGAAUGUCGCAAUUUCAAUUCAAUGUUCGCUAUUGUUUCUGGUCUGGGUCAUGCAGCAGUCACACGAUUACGACAAACUUGGGAGAAACUUCCUUCGAAAUAUCAGAAAUUAUUUGCCGAUCUGCAAGAAUUAAUGGAUCCGUCGCGAAAUAUGUCGAAAUAUAGACAGUUGGUGUCGGCUGAAUUUUUGGCACAACAUCCAAUCAUUCCUUUCUAUCCGGUGGUGAAAAAAGAUUUAACAUUUAUUCAUCUGGGUAAUGAUACCCGAGUUGAGGGAUUGAUUAAUUUUGAAAAGCUUCGUAUGAUCGCAAAAGAAGUUCGUAUAUUGACACAUAUGUGCAGCUCAACAUAUGAUCUGCUAACAAUGCUCGAAUUUAAAGGGCAACCACCAAGUUCGGCUAUGGUUGCUCUUAAUCAGAUGUCAGUAUCGAGUGGGCCACAUCAUAUUCAUGGUGGUGCUGGCCAGGCUACUGUGAAACGAAGAAAAAAGUCAACAGCUGCCCCAAAUCCAAAGAAAAUGUUUGAAGAAGCACAAAUGGUUCGCCGGGUGAAGGCAUAUUUAAAUAAUAUGAAAGUCAUUACCGACGAAGAUGCUCUUCAUCGACUCUCCUUAGAGUGCGAACCAAGUGCGACAAGUAGUAGUGGAGGCGGUGCGGGUGGCAGUACUGGUGGUGGUGCCGGAGGCAGUAUUAGUGGAAGUUCGGCUCCAAAUUCCGUGUCUAUAAGAAAACGUCAUCCUUCACCCACAUUAUCCACAACCAGCAGCACAAGUUCAACCAGUGAAGGUCGAAAAGGUGGCCUGGGUCCCAAAUUUGGAACAGCAUCUCCUCAAGCUGUCAAAAAGAUUCUCUCAUUGUCAGAACCAACUAAAACACGACCUUAUCAACCAAGACACCCAGGAAUCAUGUUGCCAUUAGUCGGUCAUCCUCAUACAUUUCAUUAUGCUUUACACUCUUCUAUAAGUCCUUCUCCUUCGCCAGGAGCUCAUCGAAGAAUGGGAUCGGGUACUAGUGUUCCAGCACCCGGAAAUCGAGCUGUACAUGAACGAUCCCACUCGGAUACUCCAACACCCCUGCCAUCUGUGGAUUUGUCAGCGGAAAGCAGUAGUGUCACUUCUUUUGGCAAUCUACCGCUUAGAAAGACUAUAACAUCAGGUUCGGUAACAUCAAGCGACAGCGGUCACGGUUCUUAUGUUCAACCGGAUGUUCAUUUAAAUUAUAAUGAAAGCAGCACUAGCGGUCUUUAUCACUUAAAUGCUCAAUUAUCCUCAAAUGCAUCUACAUCACCAAAACUACAACAGCGUCGCCACUCGGCGAUACAUGCUCCAGGAUUUUAUUAUAAUACGAUGACAAUACCCUCAUCACCUACGAUGAUUCCGCCUUUGAAUCCCUUAGACCAUCAUCCGGCAAUAGUUGGUCGUAAGCCCCCAACAUCCCCAACACCACCUCCACCACAUCCAAAAGCAUCUCUUGAUGAAAGAAUGCUGGGUCUGAGUAUGCAGCAACAAUAUCAUCAUAGCCAACCACCACCCCUUCCGCCACCUUUGUUGCACAAUCAACAAAUAAAAAACAACAAUGCAGCAACAAUUGGCAUUUGUGUGGAUAACAAUAGCAUAAGCUUUGGACCAGCUGCAAUAAGAAAUUUACAAUAUCAUUCACUGCCACCUCCCCCUCCAUUGGCACAGCACUCGACACAACAACAACAACAGCAACAGGUCUUGCAACAACAUUUACAACAGCACCAACAACAACAACAACAACAGCAGCAGCUAAAUAGUCAAUAUCAUGCCCCGAGAAGUGUCGGACACGGUGUUCUAGCGUUACCAUCAAAAGGUCCUCGCUAUCCGCCAUCAUAUACGGUAGCUGCACACAUGGCCCGGUUACAUCGCCUUGGAAGGGCGCAUAGUUCCGAAAGAAUUGCAAACUCAAUGCAAAGUAGUGGCGGCAGUAAUAGUAAUAGCGGCAGUGCCGCUGGCAAUUACUAUCAAAAUGAACUGGGUGAUGACGACGAAGAAAGCGAUACCCAGGUUUCGGCCGUGUAAGGCCACAACACUUCCUACUAUCCCAGAAACUAUCUAAAUCAAACAACAUAUAAAAAAUAUAAUGUAAGUGUCGUAAAAAUAUAUGUAAAUUAAUUAUAAGUAUAUUUUAUGAAAAAAAAAAAAAAAAAAACCAAAUUUCGAGCAAACAAAAAUUGAAAAAAAAAAAAAACAGAUGAAUUAGUUUUGUUUGAAGAUAAUUUAUUUAAAUUACCAUUUAUGUAGCUAAAAGGGCCAAAGAUAAAGAUAUUUUCUUUGACUCUUUCAUUUUCCUUUUUUUUUCCGUCCCUUUAUGUCUGUGGAAAAAAAAAUGUU
Messenger RNA from Episyrphus balteatus (marmalade hoverfly), 5693 nucleotides. RefSeq names its product rap guanine nucleotide exchange factor 2 (gene PDZ-GEF). Gene Ontology annotation, molecular function: protein binding; guanyl-nucleotide exchange factor activity. Bases 702 to 5381 code for a protein of 1559 amino acids. Gene Ontology annotation, biological process: positive regulation of GTPase activity; Ras protein signal transduction. The record is from RefSeq and is a predicted model, not a curated record. Lineage: Eukaryota; Metazoa; Arthropoda; Insecta; Diptera; Syrphidae. Gene Ontology annotation, cellular component: plasma membrane; apical plasma membrane. The transcript has 11 exons.